CGAAGGGGACACGAGACAAAAAAGUUUAGGAGCCCACGAUUACCACUUGAUGCCAGAUCUCUUCUGACCAGGCAGCAGCCCUUACUCUUCUACUUUCUCUUGCGCUUCUCACCCCCGUCGUACUCUACUUCCAAUCGACGAGCAAUCGUCGCAACUCAUUCAAGAUGCCUACAAUGUGGCUGUCAGAUACCCAGAAGAUUGGCGUCGCCUUCUGCUCAGGGGGCGGACUCUUUCUCAUGGGCGGCGUGAUGAUGUUUUUUGAUCGCGCAAUGUUAGCAAUGGGAAAUAUCCUCUUCAUAAUCGGCCUAACCCUCAUCAUCGGCACAACAAAAACAAUCGCCUUCUUCGCGCGCAAGCAGAAAUGGAAGGGCACACUCGCCUUCACCGCAGGCAUAACCCUGAUCCUCAUGCGCUGGGCUUUCAUCGGCUUCGUCGUGGAAAUGUACGGCAUCCUCGUCCUGUUUGGCGACUUCUUUGCUACGAUUGCGGGCUUCGUGGGGAAUAUACCUGUUAUUGGACCGUACAUUGCGCGCGGGCUGGAGGCGAUUAGUGGUGCGCGGCGGAAUGCUGAUUUGCCCGUGUGAUGUGUGAGAGAGAGAGUGUGAGAAAGGGUUGGCGUUGGAGUUGGGGUGGGAAUGAGGAAUGAAAGUGCUGAAGAAACGAAACGUCAAGACGAGGGGAUUUGUAUCAUAACUUUGGCGCAGGCACAUGGCGAACGGGCUUUGUUUCUUUCGACGAAGAAGAAGCAGACCGAGAAACGUUUCGCAGCAUACCAAGGCGUUGAGGAACUCUGUAUACGUAUAUCAACAGGCUUGAAUAUUCACAAUCUACGUUAACAAAC
This is a messenger RNA of Cucurbitaria berberidis CBS 394.84, 841 nucleotides long. Its product is annotated as Got1-domain-containing protein. Gene Ontology annotation, biological process: retrograde transport, endosome to Golgi; endoplasmic reticulum to Golgi vesicle-mediated transport. The transcript has 5 exons. Bases 165 to 584 code for a protein of 139 amino acids. Gene Ontology annotation, cellular component: Golgi membrane; COPII-coated ER to Golgi transport vesicle; endoplasmic reticulum. The record is from RefSeq and is a predicted model, not a curated record. NCBI's taxonomy places the organism in Eukaryota, Fungi, Ascomycota, Dothideomycetes, Pleosporales, Cucurbitariaceae.